Messenger RNA from Metschnikowia bicuspidata var. bicuspidata NRRL YB-4993, 4443 nucleotides. Its product is annotated as ATP-dependent RNA helicase. Gene Ontology annotation, cellular component: intracellular anatomical structure; nucleolus. The record is from RefSeq and is a predicted model, not a curated record. Gene Ontology annotation, molecular function: RNA binding; ATP binding. The transcript has a single exon. NCBI's taxonomy places the organism in Eukaryota, Fungi, Ascomycota, Pichiomycetes, Serinales, Metschnikowiaceae. Bases 247 to 4083 code for a protein of 1278 amino acids. Gene Ontology annotation, biological process: maturation of SSU-rRNA from tricistronic rRNA transcript (SSU-rRNA, 5.8S rRNA, LSU-rRNA).
GCGUCAAAUCGACGCGACCCAAAGAAGCCGCCAAAACGCCGCCACCAAAAAUAGCCUCAGAAAUUCUCCAGGAGCGCCCCCGAAAUCCACGCCCGUUUCAACACCGACAGAGCCAGCGCAGCAGUGGGCCCGGCUGUGCUCGCCGCGCGCCGCGCACCGGCCCCAUGUCUGCAAGAACGCGCACAGCGAUGCCCAUCUCCAAGGCGAAAAAUCUCACGCCUGUAGUUAUCCGGGCCACCACCAAACAUGGGCAAGUACAGAAAGAGGUUCAACGAGAAGGCGCGGCUGGGCAUGCUCGCCAAGCAGGCGGUGCUCAAGAAAGCCCGCAACAAGCAGUUCACGCGCCCCGCCGAGGACGCCGCGGAAGAGCCGGCGCCGGCGGCCCCGGAACCCAGCUCGGACGUGGCGGCAGACCCCAACGCGGAGAUCUUGCAGCCCAUGACCGCGGAGGAGAAGGAAGAGCGCAAGCGGCGGCUCGCGGAGACGCUAUAUUCGGAAAACGAGAGGGAGCAGAAGAUGUCGCGAGCCAAGCGCAAGCGCUUGGACAAGUACAUCGAGCACCAGAUCAAGCGCGAGGAGAAAAAGGUGUUGCUCGAGAAGCUCGCGGGCACCAAGAUGGACACGCGGCUUUUGGCGCCGCUGAAGCGGCUUGGCCAGGGCAAGCUGACGCGGAGGGAGGAGAUGAUCGAGGCCUUGGAGCUCGAGAGCCAGGGCCGCGGCGACGAGCGCACGCGGGGCAUUUUGUACGAGGAGCGGCACGUCAAGGACUGGGCCGCGGACCACGGGGCGGCGGCGGCGGACCCUGCGGCGGAGCCGGCGGCCUCCGCGGAGCCGGCCGACGCGCCCACGCGGUCGACGUUCGUGGACUUCCGGCCGCAGAGCGGCGGCUCGGCCGGCUUCGGCUUCUCCAAUCUCCCGAAAGUCGGCAAGGCCGUGUCGACGAAGAAGUACACCUGGAGAUUGAGGGUGGAGCAGGAGGAGAAGAAGCGGGCGAAGAUGGAGGACGACAACGACUUCAUGCUGAGCGAGGCCGAAGCCAGCGACGCGGAGCACCUGCCCCACACGGACUCGGAGCCGCUGGAUGCGGACGAGCUGGCGGGCUCUGAGUUUGGGGGCGACGAGAGUGACAACGAUGGGGGCGACGAGAGUGACAACGAUGGGGGCGACGAGAGUGAGAAUGACGAGAAGGACGGAAGUGAUGACAACGACGGAGGUGACGAAAACGACGACACCGACGGAAGUGACGACACCGACGAGAGGGACGUCCCCCGCCUCCUCCAGAACAAGCCCAAGCACUCCACAACGGCCGAGUCCUUCAAGCAGUGGGCCGAGCAGCAGGUGCGCCAGCUCGAGGGCCACAAGCACAUGGUCUUGCCGGAGCUCCAGCAGGACGUCAGGCAGAAGUACGCGCACGGCACGCACCAACACGAGGUGUCCGAGGACGAGGCCGCGGUGCCCACCGACCCCGGGCUCCAGCGGACCGCGUUCUUUGUCAGCGUGGACCGCGCCGCCGCCAUCCAGCAGCAGCGCAUGCAGCUCCCCGUGUUCAGCGAGGAGCACCGCAUCAUGGAGGCCGUGCACCACCACGACUGCAUCGUGCUCUGCGGCGAGACCGGCUCCGGCAAAACGACCCAGGUGCCGCAGUUCUUGUACGAGGCCGGCUACGGCAACGUGGCGUCGCCCGAGACGCCCGGCAUGAUCGGCGUCACGCAGCCGCGCCGUGUGGCGGCCGUGUCCAUGGCCAGCCGCGUGUCCGCAGAGCUCGGCCCCACGCACGGCUGCCGCGUGGGCCACCAGAUCCGCUUCGAUAGCUCCAUCAAGGACGAGGGCACGGCGGACGGCACGGCCUUGAAGUUCAUGACCGACGGAGUGCUCCUCCGCGAGAUGAUGGCGGACUUCUUGCUCCUCAAGUACUCGGCGUUGAUCAUCGACGAGGCGCACGAGCGCAACGUGAACACGGACAUCCUCAUCGGCAUGUUGAGCCGCAUCGUGCGGCUCCGGCGCCAGCGCGGCCGCCCGUUGAAGUUGGUGGUCAUGUCGGCCACGUUGCGCGUGGCGGACUUCUCGGAGAACACGCAGCUUUUCGCCUCGCCGCCGCCGGUGAUCCGCGUGGACGCCCGCCAGUUCCCCGUGGCCGUGCACUUCGACAAGAAGACGCGCGCCGACUACAUGGACGAGGCGUUCAAGAAGACGUGCAAGAUCCACCGCCGCUUGCCGCCCGGAGGCAUCCUCGUCUUCUUGACCGGGCAGCACGAGAUCACCGCGCUCGUCAAGCGGCUCCGGGCCGAGUUUCCCUUCAAAAAAGCCAGCGCCCCCGUGUACUCAGAGACCGAGAACGUCAAGUACCAGGCCAGCAACCAGGUGGCCAUGGAGGCCGAGGACGUGGACUUGGACAUCGCGUUGCGCGAGCGCCGCGCCGAGGAGCACUACUCCAGCGACCUGGCCGCCUCGGACUCCGAGGAGGAGGGCUUCGACGAGCCGCGCGACGCCCACCAGAGCGACGACGACCCGCUCUACGUGCUCCCGCUCUACUCGUUGCUCCCCACCUCGCAGCAGAUGGCGGUGUUCGACCAGCCGCCUGCAGGGAGCCGGCUCUGUAUUGUGGCCACCAACGUGGCCGAGACGUCGUUGACCAUCCCGGGCAUCCGGUACGUGGUCGACUGCGGCCGGUCCAAGGAGCGCAAAUUUGACGAGGACACCGGCGUGCAGUCCUUCGAGGUGGACUGGGUGUCCAAGGCGUCGGCGGACCAGCGGGCGGGCCGGGCGGGCCGCACAGGCCCGGGCCACUGCUACCGCUUGUUUUCGUCCGCGAUUUACGAGGAGUACUUCGACCAGUUCAGCCAGCCGGAGAUCCUUCGCAUGCCCGUGGAGGCCACGGUGUUGACCAUGAAGAGCAUGGGCAUCGACCACAUCGUCAACUUCCCGUUCCCCACGCCGCCGGACCGCGGCUCGCUCGCCAAGGCCGAGCGGCUCUUGGUCACCUUGGGCGCGUUGGACCAGGCCCAAAAGCACAUCACGGACUUGGGCCGCACCAUGGCACACUUCCCCUUGAGCCCGCGCUACGCCAAGAUCUUGAUCGUGGGCCACCAGCUCGACUGCUUGCCGUACGUUAUCGCCGUCGUGUCCGCGCUUUCCGUGGGCGACCCAUUCAUCGACGAGCAGGAGGUGGGCAUCGCGGACAAGCCGAAAACGGACCGGGCCAGCGACGUGUCCGAGGACGACCUCGACGCCGGCGAGGCACAGGCGGACCUCGAGAACCGGCGCAAGCUCCGCGCUCGUUUCUACAAGUCGCGGGCCGUGUUCUCGAGACUCGAUUCCUGCUCCGACGCGUUCAAGCUCCUCUCGGCCGUGUGUGCGCUAGACCACGUGCCCAAGAACAAGCACCGGGCAUUCAUGGCCGACCACUUCCUCCGGGCAAAGGUCAUGGAGGAGAUCCACAAGCUCCGCAAGCAGAUUGCGCACAUCGUGGAAGCCAACGUGCCGCUGCUUGCGGCGGCCAGCCGGCCCGGACGACAACAAAAGCUCGGCGUGCCCUCCAAGGAGCAGAUCUCGGCAAUGAAGCAGAUCAUCGCCUCGGGCUUCGUCGACCAAGUGGCCAUCCGAAGCGACGUGCUCGACGCGGACAUCAAGCUCUCGAAGCGUGCCGGCAUCAUCAGCGUGCCCUACUCGACCAUCUACCCGGUGGCGCUGUACGGCUCGGAUGUCGAGCCGCACGUGUACAUCCACCCCGGCUCCAUCAUUGGCAGCUCGGGCGCCACGCCGCCGCAGUACCUCGUGUACCAGUCGCUCAACCGCGGUCUGAAUCAGAGAGAGGGCCGGCUCGCCAAGUUGCGCAUGAAGCCGUUGGUGGAUCUUUCGGGGCGCCAGCUCACCAACAUCGCCAAGUCCUCGCUCCUCGUGACCUACUCCAAGCCGCUCGGGCAUCCGUAUGCACCAAAAACAAUCUCUGCGACGAAGAGGGAGUGUUAUGUGGUGCCGCGGUACGGGGCUGCGCUUGGAGACGGUGGGUUGGGCUGGGACUUGCCGGUCAUCAAGGUAAUUCAGGUGAAGAAGCACGGGCUGUGGGAGGUGGAGGAGAGCUGAGGAGAGCGGGCCUUUUGAGGCGAUCGUGGUGCAGCAGACCGUUGGAUGGCGGCUUGCCUCUCGUGACCAGAGCUUUGAUGCCUGAGGGCUCUUUCCGGUGUGGAGCGAGGAGACGGCGAGCACGGGUCUCUUUAUAAGAAGGGUGCAAGCCGCAGGGGACCCAAAGAGGCCAGGACGUCUCUUGUUGCUGGAGGUCUCAUCUCGGUAGUCGUUUGGUCGUUAUCAUAUAGAGGCAUGUAGGAGGUCAUAGUAAGGACACUCCCAAGUUUUGAACGGGCUUUGAGGCUUUAGACACACGGCCAAUGGCUCCGAAAUCAAACCGACUGAUGCGUGGUUUGCCGGGUCAGAAGGAAGCGCACG